Molecule: messenger RNA, 405 nt
Organism: Saccharomyces cerevisiae S288C
Lineage: Eukaryota; Fungi; Ascomycota; Saccharomycetes; Saccharomycetales; Saccharomycetaceae
Gene: YCL012C
Exons: 2
Coding region: 1-405 (134 amino acids)
Source: RefSeq, marked reviewed
AUGAAGAGUUUGUUCUAUCUCAAAUUGCUCCUCUGGGUUGUGCUAUUGUCUUUAUGCCUUCUUAUGGCACACCGGAAAACCAAAGUUGCCGACAAAUUUCGUGCACUGCGUUCAAGAAUACAAUUACGUUUUAAUAGACAUAUACGUUUAAAUGAUUCCUUUGCUGAUGACCUAGAAAACGGUCUCCAUUCCAGGAAUUUCGAUAUUAUCUCGGAGAAUAGCAACGACGUAAGAGGUGGUUUGGAUGAUGUCUCCAAGAAUGAGAUUAAACAAAUUAUGGAAAACGAUAAUGUAGAUUUCGAUAAGGCUAGACUAUUAUAUAUGGAAAGAAAGUUCGGCCAAAAUGGUAUUGCCCCCGAUGGAACCCCUAUUGAUCCAAAAGCAUUCACCUUUGAUAGUAGGUAA